Molecule: messenger RNA, 2989 nt
Organism: Trachemys scripta elegans
Lineage: Eukaryota; Metazoa; Chordata; Testudines; Emydidae
Gene: TRIM60
Product: tripartite motif containing 60
Exons: 1
Coding region: 643-2067 (474 amino acids)
Molecular function (GO): zinc ion binding; protein binding
Source: RefSeq, a predicted model, not a curated record
CUACAGCUCCCAGGGCGCCACAGCUCCCCGCGGCACGGAGACCACAGCUCCCGGCAGGCAAUGCUCUGUCAUGGGCCCGGCCGGGACCUGUGCCCGUUGCAUGCCGGGACCUGUAGUCUCCGGCGCACGGAAGUGUCACCGUUGUAAUCUCCUCCCCGUGGAAAGGCGCACGGCUGGGGAGUUCUCAUGGCGGGCGGCUCCGUCCCAGUACCGAGCGGAGAGGACGUUAUUUGGCGCUGCCGCGAAGGCUCAACUAAGCUCGGCUCCGCCUUUCACAACUUCCGCGGCGUCCGGAGGCCAUGGAGGAGGGAAGAGGGUAACUCUGAUUGGCUGAAGAGAAAGCGAGGGACGGGAAGAAAGACCCUUAACCCCGGCCGCUCUCCAUUUUGAUUGGAUACAGGGCCCGAGGCCGACGUGGAUGCAGGGGUGGAAAGUCCUCUCCUUAUUGGCUGCGGGCCGCAGCGUCUCCCCGGAAGGAAGGGAUAGAUGUUAGGCCCAAGGAGACGUGAGCGCCGGCACGAGCAAAACCCUGGAGACUCCGCGACUGGGCCCCCGCUGGCAGCGUCACGUGGCAGGGCCUGUCUCAGGAACUGUUGGUCUGGGGACCGUUGGUGAGCGCGCGGGCGCUGGGCGGGGCUGAGCAUGGCGACGGCCCAGGCCCUGGAGAGCCUGCAGGUGGAGGCCAGCUGCUCCAUCUGCCUGGACUACCUGAGUGACCCCGUCACCAUUGACUGUGGCCACAACUUCUGCCGGGGCUGCAUUGCCCGCUGCUGGGAGGAGCUGGAAGGCCACUUCCCGUGCCCUGUCUGCCGCCGGCGCUUCCACCUCCGCUGCUUCCGUACCAACCGCCAGCUGGGCAAUGUGGCUGAGAUCGCCAGGCAGCUCCGUGCCAAGCGCAGCCAGCGCCACCGGCGCCCCCGCCCUGAUGCCGCUAGGGCUCUCUGUCACAAGCAUCAGCAGGUCCUCAGUCUCUUCUGCGAGAAGGACCAGGAGGCCGUGUGCCUAGCCUGCCGUAUCUCCUGCCACCACCGUGACCAUGCCGUGGGUUCCCUUGACAGGGCCGCCCUGGCCCAUAAGAAGAAGCUGCGUGCCUACCUGGGUCCCCUGAAGAGGCAGGUAGAAGAUGCUCGUAAAUUCCUCUCCAGCGAGCAGAAGAAGCCGGUUGAGCUGAGGGAGAAAAUUGAGAGCCGGCGGCAGAAAAUUGCAUCUGAGUUUGAGAGGCUGCACCAAUUCCUGCAGGAGGAGCAGCAGGCCGUGCUUCGGCGGCUAGAGGAUGAGGAGAAGGAGAUUCUGCAGAGGCUGAGCGAGAACGCUGCCAAGCUUGCUGACCACAGCACCAGCCUCAGUAAGCUCAUCACAGAGAUUGAGGAGAGGUGCCAGCAACCAGCCAUUGACCUACUGAAGGGCAUCAGGAGCACUCUGAACAGGUGUGAAAACAUAAGGAUCCCCAAGGCCAUCUCCAUUGAACUGAAGAAGGACAGUUGCAGUUUUCCAUUGCAGCACUUUGCCCUGAAGAAAAUGAUAAAGAAAUUCAAAGCAGAUGUGACUCUGGAUCCAAAAACAGCUCAUCCUAAUCUUAUACUGUCCGAAGACCGCAAAAGUGUGAGGUUUGGAGAGGCGAAGCAGGAUCUGCCUGACAAUCCUGAGAGAUUUACUUAUUACCCAUUUGUUCUGGGCUCAGAGGGAUUUGUCUCAGGCAGACAUUACUGGGAGGUGGAGGUGGGAGAUAAGACUCAGUGGACUUUAGGAGUUUGUAGGGACUCUGUGACUAGGAAAGGGAAGAUUACACCAUCACCUGAGGAUGGAUAUUGGAGACUCAGGCUGUGGAAUAAAGAUGUUUACACAGCUCUUACUUCCAGUCCCACACCCCUAUUGUUGAGAGUGAAGCCUAAACGGAUUGGGAUUUUCCUGGAUUAUGAACUGGGAGAGAUUUCAUUUUACAAUCUGAAUGACCAUUCUCACAUCUACACUUUCACUGAAACUUUUACAGAGAAACUCCGCCCUUUUUUCUAUCCCGGAGUCCAUACAACUCCUCUGAUAAUCCGACCAGUUACAGAUUGGGAAUAAUGAAAUCAAGACAUUAAAAAAAUCCUGGUUUUCUAAACUUAUUUUAUUUUAAAGUGGUCAUCUUCACUUCUAGUAAUGGACUGAAGACCUGGUGGUUUAAGGCCAGAAGGGACCAUCAGAUCAUCCAGGCUGAGUUCCUGUACAUCCUAGGCCACCAACUCCACCUAGUACCCACACAUUGAACUUAAAAAAAAAGUUCAAAACCAUUAGAACAGUUGUGGACCUUCUCACAGUAAUUUCUUUCUACAAACUGAAGGCAUAUUUUCUUUUAACUAAUGGAAGAAUUGGUUUGUUAGCUGCUUGUAGAUAUCCCAUUCUUCUCCAGAGUGGAAGGGAGAGCCUAGGUUAUCAAGGAGUAAAUUGAUACAAGAUGACAUUGUUUGAAAGUUUUAUAAACAACACUGAUGUAUAGAAAGUUACACGCACUUAUGCUAUUAUGGCUUUUUUGUUAGUGGAAUGGUAUAUGUUAACUUUUGCUGGGAGUGCAAACUGCAGUUAAAGUUGUAUUUAGGCUUCCAGUAUAAGUUCUUGUUUUCAAAUCUGUCAGCUUGUUUUUUAAUUUAUGAGAGUUUGGGGAUAAAAUGACUGUUUUCUACCCUAAAACAUGGUAUUAGUUUUGGGUGAUUGUAAAAUGGUAUAAUGGGUUUUCAUGUCUUUUACUAAUUCUAGACCAAAUUUGCUCAGUUUAGAAGUUAAUAAAAUGGGUUUUUUUAAAUUGUCAGUCCUGCAAACUCAAUCUCUGGGCACUGACAAUCAAUCUGGGUUCUCUCUUGUUUAGGCAUAAUCAAUAAAGAUUCUGCAGAUUAAAUUAUAAUCCUAUUACAGAUCCAGUUCAGUUAUCUUUAGGUGGUUUGUAUACAUAUGUAACUGAAGGCAGAAUUUGUUCCUCCAAGUGAAAUGUUAAUAAAACUGUUUCACCACA